Cuscuta campestris is the source of this 824-nucleotide messenger RNA. The record is from the annotation of a GenBank genome assembly. Lineage: Eukaryota; Viridiplantae; Streptophyta; Magnoliopsida; Solanales; Convolvulaceae.
UACCAAAAGAAAAGCUGCGAGAGAAGUAGUACUCCGUACUUUUUUUUGCAAAACCUUGGCCCAUAGCCAACCUCGAUCCAAAUUCUGCAUUCCCCACUCAUCGGAACGGAGCCCUGCCACCUUCCCUCCAAUGGCGUCUCUCGACACAGACGUGAUGAUUAUUCCGGCCGGCGAGGGUUCCAGCGGCGCUGCACCGUCGUCUUCAACCAAGAAAGGCAAGAAAUUCGAGAUCAAAAAGUGGAACGCAGUUUCCCUCUGGGCCUGGGAUAUUGUGGUGGACAACUGUGCUAUUUGUAGGAAUCACAUCAUGGACCUCUGUAUCGAGUGCCAAGCUAAUCAAGCUAGUGCCACAAGCGAGGAAUGCACAGUUGCUUGGGGGGUUUGCAACCAUGCCUUCCACUUCCAUUGUAUCAGCAGAUGGCUCAAGACACGUCAAGUUUGCCCCUUAGACAACAGCGAGUGGGAGUUCCAGAAGUACGGGCACUAGAUUCCCUAUCCAAAUUGAACUACAUAUGGCUGCAUUGGUAUUCUAUCUCAGCGAUCUCAAAUCCUACAUUCCCCGUUGCCCUUUGAGUUUCCACUUGCAAACUGCACAAUGAAGAAUCAGGGUGAGUGUUAAUUAAUCCUGACUUUAUGCUUUUUGAAAACAUAUUGAUGAAAUCUCAGUAGUUUAUAAUUUCCAAAUAUGUCAAGCCUGUUAAUCUGAAUGGUUUAUUUGUUGGAAAAGAUGCUGAGAGCUCUUUUAAAGAUUGAUUGUAAAUUGCGAUUAAUCGGUGCACUAUGCGUUGUUUGCAUUCACAUUUGCACGCCAUUUAUAAGAUCCU